Poeciliopsis prolifica (blackstripe livebearer) is the source of this 7061-nucleotide messenger RNA. It is a transcript of the gene unc5db, whose product is annotated as unc-5 netrin receptor Db. Gene Ontology annotation, biological process: netrin-activated signaling pathway. NCBI's taxonomy places the organism in Eukaryota, Metazoa, Chordata, Actinopteri, Cyprinodontiformes, Poeciliidae. The transcript has 17 exons. Bases 247 to 3132 code for a protein of 961 amino acids. Gene Ontology annotation, molecular function: protein binding; netrin receptor activity. The record is from RefSeq and is a predicted model, not a curated record. Gene Ontology annotation, cellular component: membrane.
GUCUCUCCCGCUGCGCGCACACUGCACGCACGGCGAAAGUGGAGUGAAGAUGCUUGUCCCCCCUCGACCGGCAGCCCAGUCCGCCAGCCGUCCUCUUGUCCCCCAGUCUGUUUUUCUGCUGCCAGCCCGUCACGCUGCCUCUGCGCCCGCUUUACGCAAGGAAUCCGGAGCGGCAGCCGGAGGAGGCGAAGGGAGACGCGAGGGUUCCGGAGAGCCGUCACCUCUAUAGCGCAUCAGUGGGGAGCUAUGGAUGCGCGGACCAAAGGACGCUUUCUCUUCGCCGUGGGCCUCCUGUGUGGGUUUUGCUGGCCGGCAUCAGUCACCUCCAAAGGCACCCCGGCCGGCCAGGCCGACACGCUGCCCUCAGCCCAGGGCACGCUGCCACACUUCAUCCAGGAGCCAGAGGACGCCUACAUCGUGAAAAGCAAUCCCAUCAAGCUGCGCUGCCGAGCCACACCCGCCUUACAGAUCUUCUUCAAAUGCAACGGGGAAUGGGUGCACCAGAACGAACAUACUUCCCAGGAGUAUAAAGACCUCAACAGCGGGCUGAAGGUGCGUGAGGUCAUGAUCAAUGUGUCCCGCCAGCAGGUGGAGGACUUCCACGGCCCCGAGGACUACUGGUGUCUCUGUGUGGCCUGGAGCCACCUUGGCACCUCCAAGAGCCGGAAGGCCACGGUCCGCAUUGCCUAUUUGAGGAAAAACUUUGAGCAGGACCCCCAGGGGAAGGAGGUGCCCAUCAAUGGGAUGAUCGUUCUGCAUUGUCGCCCUCCAGAGGGCGUGCCAGCAGCCGAGGUGGAAUGGCUGAAAAACGACGAGCUGGUGAGUUCACUGACCGACGGCAAGGUGGACCCUCGGGCCGACUACAGCCUCAUCAUCAACGAGGCGCGCUUGUCCGACUCUGGCAACUACACGUGUCUGGCCAGCAACAUCGUGGCGAAGCGUCGCAGCGCCACGGCGCCCGUGGUCGUCUACGUGAACGGCGGCUGGUCGCUGUGGACCGAGUGGUCGGCGUGCAACGUGCCGUGUGGGCGGGGCAUCCAGAAGCGCUCCAGGACCUGCACCAACCCGGCGCCGCUGAACGGGGGCGCGUUCUGCGAGGGCGUGUCCGUGCAGAAGAUCACCUGCAACGCGCUCUGCCCAAUCGACGGCGGCUGGGACGAGUGGAGCGAGUGGACGGUGUGCAGCAGCCAGUGCGAACGGCAGCGGAGUCGGGAAUGCAGCUCCCCGGCGCCCAGACACCGAGGCAAAACGUGCGAAGGGAGCAGCAAGGCGACCGAGAACUGCACAGACGGACUGUGCACCCAGAAUCGAAAGCUGCUACAUGAUGUUAAACCUCAAAACAUGGAGAGCUCCAUCGACGUGGCUCUGUACUCGGGUCUCGGAGCAGGAAUCGUUGCCGUGGUAAUCCUGGUUGUAGCCGUCAUGUUGUACAGGAAGAACCACAGCGACUACGGUGUUGAUGUCAUUGACUCUUCAGCUCUCACUGGGGGUUUCCAGUCCUUCAACUUCAAGACAACCAGACAAGGCAACCCGCUGCUUCUCAACUCCUCGAUGCCGCCCGACAUGACGGUGGGACGGACGUACAGCACGCCGCUCUGCUUCCACGACGGCGCCGACAAGGAGCUCUUUGACCCGCUGCCGGACAUCAAAGUCAAAGUCCAGAGCUCCUUCAUGGUGUCCCUGGGCGUGGCUGAGCGCGCCGAGUUCCACGCCAAAGCGCCUGGCGAGUCUUACCCACAGGAUCUCAGCUGUGACUUCUGUAGCACUGUGGACAAACGCAAGAAGGGCCUCCUGACGCUCAACGGGCCCCUGAGUGGCAGCAGAGAGCAGCUGAGGACCAGCGGCGUGUUCGGCCAUGUUGGAGGCCGGCUGGUGGUGCCCAACACAGGGGUCAGCCUCCUUGUGCCUCACGGAGCCGUGGCUGAAAAUAUGUCCUGGGAGAUGUGCAUGGUCAUCAAUCAGGGCGAGGCAAGCGUCCAGACACUUGAAGGCUGUGAAAUCCUCCUGGGCCCGGAGGUGACAUACGGUCCUUCGGGCCUGGAUCUCUUUUGCCCGGUUGCCAUGACCGUCGCCCACUGUGCAGAGGUGGACGCAGAGAACUGGAACAUUCAGCUCAAGAGGAAAACCCAGGACGGCAAAUGGGAGGAAGUGAUGUCGGUGGAAGAGGAGUCCACUUCCUGUUACUGCCUGAUGGAUUCCAGCAGCUGCCACCUGCUGCUGGACCAGCCAGGCUCGUACGCGCUGGUGGGCGAGCCGCUGACGCAGGCGGCCGUGAAGAGGCUGAAGCUGGCCGUGUUUGGGAGCGUGGAGGCGGGCGCCCUGAACUACAGCCUGCGGGUGUACUGUGUGGACGACACGCCGCAUGCCUUUCAGGGAGUGGUGGCCGCCGAGACGUCCAGAGGGGGUCAGCUCCUCGAGGAGCCAAAGACGUUGCCUUUCAGAGCGAACACCUUCAGCCUCCAGGUGUCGAUCCAGGACAUCCCCCAGUUCCUGUGGAGCAUCAAACCCUUUACCACAUGUCAGGAAUUCUCCUUCCCUCAAGUGUGGUGCAGCAACCAGCAGCCCCUGCACUGUGCCUUCCAGCUGGAGAGAUACAGCCCCGCCGCCGCCCAGCUCUCCUGCAAAAUCAGCGUGCGACAGGUCAAAGGUCACGAGCAGAUCCUGCAGGUCUACACGGCCGUGGCCGAGGGUGAGAAAGAGCCGGUUCCGUUUUUUAUGCAGACAGACUGCACGGUCACAUCCCAAACGGGGCCCAAGGCCUUCAAAAUCCCGCUGUCCAUCCGCCAAAGGAUCUGCGCCACCUUUGACACUGCCAACGCCAAGGGCAAGGACUGGCAACUCUUAGCCCAGAAACUCCACCUGGACCGUAACCUGGGCUACUUCGCCAAGCAUCGCAGUCCCUCCGCUGUCAUCCUGAGCCUGUGGGAAGCUCGUCACCAGGACUCUGCCGACCUUGACUCUUUGGCCAGCGCCUUGGAGGAAAUUGGCAAAAUCCACUCCAGAAGCUCCCCAAAAGACCCGGACGAAGCGGAGCCUGACCUCAAUCACAUAGAAGCGGGCGGCCUUUAUGGCACAGCCAAUCCUGUGGCGGUUCCGGAGGGCGAGGACUGCGCUCCUGAAUACACGGGCUGAGAGAAAAGGUCGGCCGGCUCUAACUGGCAGAGCAGCGCGCGUGUGCGUGGGUCGCACGACCGCUGACGGACGUGGCGCUGCCCCUGCGGCGCGUCGGGAGGUUGUCUGUGAGCGGACAGUGGCAGCGGUCAGCGGGCCGAGGUGAACCAGCUCCUGCUGUGGAUCUGCCCUUGAGUUUUAACGGAUCUGUGGACUGACUGUAAAUCUUUAUCGGCCUUUCCUCAGUUAUUUGUUUGGUUUGGUUUUUUUCCAGCUCUUUGCUUUAAGUUUGUCUGUUGAGCUUUUAUUACUUUUGACUUUUGCUCAAAAUAUAAGGGACACUUUAUUUCUUUUAGUUUUUAUUUUCAAACACACCCUCUCCUUUUUAUCUCCACAAUGACGUUUCGUAGGUCCAUCCUUUUAUUGUUUUUUUUUAAGCAGAAUAUUACUAACAUUGUUGUGAAAGUGAACUUUAAAAGCCAGAUAUUCAAAAGUGAUUCAUUUUCAUAUUCGUAAAAAAAACUGUAAAACGUCUGAAAACCCUACGUUUGAUUUAUCAUUUCCACCAAAACAGCAAUGUCAGUAUUUAAGCUGGAGACGGAUGAAAACAAUAGAAAGACCUGUGAUAAUGUGUAUGAAGAGGUUUGUUCACUGGGCUGUUACAGUUUGGGAGGAAACUGGAGAUCAUCAUUUCCUGUCUGGGGCAUCUUAUCACCUAAUUACCACCAUGCGCUCCCACAGUGAACCUCAUAUCAGGCACUGACAUGUUUCGACCAAACCACCCAGAAAACACACACACACACACACUUUGUGACUUGAGAGGCCGUGUGUGAAUACUGUGUGACAGUGGAAUUCAUUACUCACAAAUGCAUUAAAGUCACAACAGCUUUAAGGUUUCAGAAACUAAAGAGGUUUUUAGUUUUUCGUUUAAAAAUGGCUCUAAUGUAUAAAAACACCAAAUCCAGAUGACAGAAAGAAGGAUGCAUUUGACUGAUUCCUGGUGCACAAUUAACAGUGGAACUCAUGGGGAUCUGUAACGUGUACUGACAAAUUGGCAACAUGCCCAUCUACACAAUUCUGCUCAAUUCUCAUCACCCUUAACUGCUACAUCUGGGUUUUCUCCCAUUCAAUUUGAUUUCUCUGGCAGAAUUUUUCUUUGACUAGCACUAGAAAUUUGAUAAAUGACAUCAUUGUUCACGACUUCGCCUUCUGUUUGCUGAUUGACCCUGUAGUUUUGACAAUGGCAGUUGAGGAAGUCAACGAAACCAUUCAGUCCGUGUUAGCCACGCCUCUAAAUAUUUAAUUAGAAUUAACAGCCAUCUGGUUCUUCCCAGCUCUCCUCACAGCAGAGGAUGGUUGUUUAUGGCGCAGGUAGUUUCUGGUGCAAACGUUAGCAAUCAGGUGAAAUUUACAACUUCAGCAGAGCUGCAUGCCUCCAGCAAGCGAUUGUUUCACAAUAGCCGAGAUUCCAGACACUCUGUACAAAGUAAAGCGUAGAGGCUGGUGUUUAUUAGAAGUUAUUGAGUUCCUUACUUCUUGUUAUUUUGCAUAAGGUUGAAGGUCCAACAGCUAAUGCAACUUAUUGCCUUGUUUUAUUUAAAAGAGAGAAACAUUUCUGUUCAGUUUAAAGUAGAUGAAGAUUUCAAAGUAAUCCCCAUUUUUUUGUGAAUCCACCAUGUUUUGAUCCACAGUUUUCCUUUCUGUACCUGCAGUUAUGAUGUUUUGUCUAAGAAAGUUGAAAGAAACCUAACCUUUGAAGUUUCUUUCUUUAUGUUGUUGUACCAAACAUUAUGCUUAAGCCCCCAAAACUCAGCAGUUUCCCAGUGUCAGCCGUGCUCAUGUAGAUCUAGUCUUAUUUUGAUAUUUUUUAUGCUACCGUUGUAUUCUCCUGCUGACCAGCAGAAUCAUUUCACUACUUGCUUUCUUUUUUCAAAUGAAGGUAAGCUUUGUUCUAAUGUCAACAGUGAAUGUUGUGAAGCCACUACCCAAAACUUCACUUCUCCUACAGAUGGGCUAGUUGUGACUAUAAUUUCCAUAUAUAUAUAUAUAUAUAUAUAUAUAUAAUGGGUGAUAGUUUGAAGCCGAUAGGAACAUUUGGAUUUGUCCAACGAUCCACAGCCAGAUUAAAUGUGAGCUGAUCCAGCAGUUUCACCAGAAUCUCGCCUCACACCUGUGUGACAUCAGCAGGUUUUUGCUGAACCUUUUAUAGUUCAACUAAAAUGAUACUUUGAAUUUUUCAAGAGGUCCUAUGAAGUUGUUCUCAGUAACAAUUCUCUUAACUGGGGGUUUCAUCCAUGGGGUUGGAUUAUCUCCCCCAUGUUGGUUGUAAAAUCAAACUACAAAAUUUCAUAUCAACGGCAUAUUAGGUGGGGUCACCCUUUCAUAGGAAAAAAACCUGUGGUAGGUUCAUCAAUUUUUUUCAGCUAACAUUCAUGUUGUGACGCUAAGCUUAAGCUAGCUAGAGACUACCAACUGGUAGUCAUUACUCCACCAGGAAAAGGCCGGGGAAAGCACAGCCACAGCCCAUCUUCUAAGGCAUUCCACUAUCAACAGCCUGCUGAAAAACACUUUUGCCGUACUUGAAGUGUAUCGAUACACCCAGCGGCAUCAACCAACACAGCUUUAGCGUAGCAUAGUGGCAACUUAUCAUCAUCCACCAGUGACAGCUUGGUUUUUAUCCACAUCAUCCUCUUCGGUUGUAGUUCGAAACUAAAAAGAAAAAUACAAAUCAGUCAAGCUAGCGUUAGCAUUUUGUUUUUGUUUAUUACUCUGUUUAAAUUGUAUAAGUCAUGACAAAAAUGAACUGAAUGAAACAGCAAGAGUUAUUUUGACUUAUUACAAAUUUCAAUAAAAAAUCAGAAAACAAACCACAAUAGAAAUCAAAGACGGAAGAAACACAUUUUCUUUGGACUUUCAUUUACAUGACAAUGAAUGAGGCGUCUCCAUUUUUCCCCUCAGCUAAGAUCAGUUAUUGAUUACAAACUUUUAACCGAUUUUUUUUUUUUUUUUUUUCUUCACUCACAUCAACAUGUCCUGUGGCUAUUGCUGUUGUUUUAUUGCUUAUUUUUCCAGUGAAAACGGCUCAUGUGUGUUAUGGAAAUGUACCUGAGCUUCUCACCAGGUGUUGCUUUGAACACAUCGAAUUAUUUCUGACCUGCUACUGUACAUUUGAGUGGUUGUCCUGCUGUGCUGGUGAAAUCUCUCCAGUUUUCCCGAAUCAUCUCUAUGCAUUUUAAACAGAUUAUAGAACUCCUGUAUAAUUUAAGUGAAAAGUGUGUCGUUGGUGUUUUCUUUCCUUCCCUUCAAUCAACUGUGACUGAUUUUUGUUAUUCCUGCGGGAUUAAAAGAGAGUUUCUGUAGGAGCCAAGCUGCUGUUGCAUCGAGCGUCCAUGCCUCCAUGUCUCCUGUCACACUGUGCAUCCCCCCCACCGGCCUGGACGUGUCCCUGUGACGUCUGCUGUGUCUCAUUAUAACCUGAAGGUGAUGCACACAUCCUCACUGUGUCUAACCCUGUGGUGUCGGAUAUAAUCCUGUUUCAUGGGAGGAAAAAUUCACUGUCGUGUCAGCGGAGUUGGUUGGCCCCAUGCUCUUCGUUGCUACACGCAUGGCCUUCGGCUUCAUAUCACUAUUCUUGUGCCUUGUUUACCUACUGUAAAUGGUGAAUGUUGUAAAGUACAGGUGAUGGGAAGAACAACAACAACAACAACAAAAAGAGAACUAAUAAUCACGCUGGCAUACAUUUAAAGGUAUUAGUUGAAAAAGUAUUUAAUAUUAUAACAUUGAAUAGGCUGCAGAGCUUUUCUAGUGCUGAACAUCUAUGUUUGGUAACGCCAGGGCAGCUUUGUGGUACACUGUAUCUAUAAUUCCGGACAUUUUGGAUGUUUUCUGUACAGUAGAAUUUGCAAAUGUAUAUGCAGCCUUUUGGAAAUAAAUGUACAGCUGAAAGAUCA